This is a messenger RNA of Zychaea mexicana, 610 nucleotides long. RefSeq lists its product as uncharacterized. The record is from RefSeq and is a predicted model, not a curated record. Lineage: Eukaryota; Fungi; Mucoromycota; Mucoromycetes; Mucorales; Lichtheimiaceae. The coding region runs from base 149 to 451 and encodes 100 amino acids. The transcript has a single exon.
GCGUGGCCCGCAAGCAUCCUUAUGUAAGUUCUGUUAUAGAUGGAGUGGAUGGGGAUCUCUCUUGUUUGCAGCACAAAACUCACCCAUGACGUUGGUGAUAUACUACUUUUAGUUGGUGGAACCCUAUUUAAACAAGCUGAUACCUCCUAUGAUGGUCUGUGUGCGUGACCGCAACAUUCCUGUCAAGCUGACAGCCGAACGCGCACUGGUGUACACACUCCAAUUGAACGCUGCCGAGCACAUCUAUGAAGCCUACCUCAAGUCGGUCGAUGCCACUACGCAGAAGCAGAUCUCAGACUACCACCGUCGUGUAUUAAGCAAGUUGGCCCACCAGGAACAGCAACGCGUAGCACAGUUGUAUGGUGGAGAAGAUGAACAAGCUACGGACGAAGACGCAGAGUUAUGGCAAGUUGGACCUGUUGUCACGUUUGGCGAUGAAGACGACGAGUAGACUCUCCAAAAGAAUCAUAAAUUAAGCUCCUUUCUAUUAUUUCUUCUUCUUUGCAACCCUCUCUCCCACUUGUGUUUUUAAUGUAAUCUCUUUUGUUUUUGUAAUUAAAAGAAAAGAAGAACCUCAAAUGUAAUAAAACAGUCUUUUUGUGUAUAGAAA